Dermacentor silvarum is the source of this 1062-nucleotide messenger RNA. RefSeq lists its product as uncharacterized. The record is from RefSeq and is a predicted model, not a curated record. Lineage: Eukaryota; Metazoa; Arthropoda; Arachnida; Ixodida; Ixodidae. Bases 1 to 1062 code for a protein of 353 amino acids. The transcript has a single exon.
AUGCCGCGUUGCUUUGUGACCGGCUGCAAAAGCGGCUACGACUCUGCGAGGGGUGCAGCUGAGAAGAGGCACUUUUUCAAACCGCCUAACGACGCCUCGCGGCUUCAAGAAUGGCAACACGCGAUCCCAAGAAGCGACAGGGAGCUCACGAGCUCUUGUGUUGUGUGCGACCUUCACUUUCAGGAAGAAGACAUUGUGAAAAACUUCGUGCACAAGAUCGGCGGUGACGUCGUCGUCAUACCACGAGACAAAUGGAGCCUCAAGGAUGACGCCCUACCUCGCUUGUUUCCCAACUGUCCAAAAUAUCUGUCAAAGCAUGUGCGGAAACGCAAAGCACCUGCCGUGAGGCCACCUCUCCAACCGAAGCGUCGGAAUGUUCAGGACGACGCCGAACAAGAAAACAUAGCGCCGAACACCUUCGAUUAUGGGAAGAGAGGCUGCUCUGUGGCAGGCAGCGUCGCACUCGAUAGCACCCAGUCCCUGUUCGAGGAGCUAUCGACAAUGGCGCAAGAGGGACGGCGGGUGCAAGGCUGGUCGACUGAACUCCUUGGUUCUACUGUCGUCCUGUACAAACUCGAAGUAGAAAACGCAGUCCCCCGAGUCAGUAAGGCAGUGACGUUCUCAAGCGAUUUUUGUUUGUCAGUCAGUGCAAAUGGGCGGCUUGUACCAUCAACGCCAUCAACUGUCUACACAGAAAGCUCGCAUAUGGAGGUCAAGUCAUUCAGGGACCUGACAUGCCUGCUCAGCCACGUGGAAAAGCUAAAGUCAUGUCAGGGCUUUCCUGCCAAGCUUUACCCACAAAUAUCGUCCUCGUCGGUAGCCAGUAAAGAUGGUGAGACAUGGAGACGCAAAACAUGCACUAUGUUGAGCUUGGAUGCCACCUGUACAGAAUGCAAAACGCUAGGUAGACUGUUUUUGAUGCGCACAAAGAACUGCCAAGGGCGCAAACCAAGACCCAAGAGCAAAUGCAUGAAAACAUUGCGUCGGAAAGUUAUCCGAGCCACGCUAAAGAGAGAAAAGCUGAACAAAGAGAUGGCUGCUAUGAAAAAAACAACUUUGUAA